Molecule: messenger RNA, 4238 nt
Organism: Hyalella azteca
Lineage: Eukaryota; Metazoa; Arthropoda; Malacostraca; Amphipoda; Hyalellidae
Product: carbonyl reductase [NADPH] 3
Exons: 6
Coding region: 150-1022 (290 amino acids)
Molecular function (GO): carbonyl reductase (NADPH) activity
Source: RefSeq, a predicted model, not a curated record
ACGAGUGACCUCGCUGUUAUCUAUGCGCUUAUCUUAAAUAGAUCGCUUUGUAAUGAUUGUUGCGCUGCUCCGGCUAAACUCCAUCAUUCUUGAAACGGAUAUCGAGCCAGAAUAAUUUCGUUGACGAGUUACCAGAAUACUAUAGUGCAAUGUUAACUCCAAGAAUUUUCGUGGUCACUGGUGCCAACAAAGGCAUAGGCCUUGCCACUGUCAAGGCUCUGUGUGAGGCAGUCGGCAGCAAGUCCAUUGUCUACCAGACAGCUCGCAGUGUUGAGCGAGGCACCAAAGCAGUGGAGGACCUUGCCAAGUCUGGUCUCAAGCCUCGAUUUCAUCCCCUUGAUGUUGAUGAUGCCUCCAGCAUUGAAACUUUUGCCACAUUUCUCAAGAAGGAACAUGGCGGUCUUGAUGUUCUUGUCAACAAUGCUGCUAUUGCAUACAUGGGAGAUGCAACUGUACCAAUUGAGGUGCAGGCCGAGCACACUGUGCGAGUCAACUACUUUGGGCUGCGAGCUGUUUGCAAUGCUCUCUUCCCCCUCCUCCGGCCCCAUGCUCGUGUGGUGAAUGUGUCGUCAGCUGUUGGGCAUCUCUCUUGGGUGGAUGGUGAGGAACUCCGCCGGCAACUUGCUGACCCGGCGCUCACGGUGGAACAACUUGACAACAUCAUGCGUGACUUUGUCAAAGCUGUUGCUGAUAAUACGCACGUGCAGCUGGGAUGGCGGGACGUGAAAUAUAGACCUUAUAUGGCCAGCAAGGUGGGGAUAUCUGCGCUGACCAGGAUCCAGCAGCGCAUGCUGGACCAAGACCCGCGGGAGGACAUCGUUGUCAACCACUGCCAUCCUGGCUACGUCAAAACUGACUUGACCGGGAACACGGGAAUAUUCACCGCCGAACGGGGGGCAGUGUGCCCCACUUACCUAGCCCUGCUGCCCCCCAACGUGGCCUCUCCCCGCGGGGAGUACGUCUGGCAUGACAAGAUGGUCCUCGACUGGGUGAACGCAGACCUGCCUCAUCCCGGCUACUGAGCCUUCACUACAUGUGCGCCUUAGAGUGUGGGAUGCCAUGACCUGUUGGACGACGUGUGUGCCUUAGAGUGUGGGAUGUCAUGACAUGUUGGACGACGUGUGUGUCUCAAGAGUGUGGGAUGCCAUGACAUGUUGGACGACGUGUGUGCCUUAGAGUGUGGGAUGUCAUGACAUGUUGGACGACGUGUGUGUCUUAAGGCCUGUUCACACUAGGGGCAACACACGGGCGUCAGGCACGUCACCGCCCCUCUACGUGCGCUUCUUGUGGGCAACGAAGCGAUUGACGAGCAAGCGAUUCACUGUCGCCCUGCUUCAUGCAACACAAGCGCCGCACUUAGUAGACGGCUGUCUGUGGUCUAGUGGGGUUGUCUGUAUACGCUGGUGCUGGUGACGGCUGGUCUUUCACGAUGGCAACUAACGCCACACUCGUUUGGACUCGCUCUCUAGUAGAGAGGCUAAUUGAUCGUUGUAGAGAGCAUGAAUGCCUGUAGAGAGUUCAGUCAAAGAAGCUUGCUCAGUUGCUGUAAGACCAGUGUUUUGAACAAUGUCCUGAUCCGUAAUCUCAAUUGGGAAAGAAUUGUUAAAAUUCCACUUGUAUACACUAAACCUGAUCAAAAUUGGCCGUUUGACUAAUCAGAUAUACCCACUGCUGACCAUGUCGGGAGGUUUCCUCAUUUGAAGGAGGUUCCCUGCAACUUUGUUGAUGUAGAAAUUGGGCUUUUGUUCCUUGCUUGAUAAAACCUCAAGAAGUUGUAAGAGGUGCAGACGAUGAUCCUUACUCCUCUCUGCAUUCGCUGGGUCGGGCUCUUAAUGGACCCGUUGACACGUCCGUUGACAUGACUAAUAACUUUCGUAAAAUUGUAGAUCAGAGCGACAUAGAGAACUGUUUUGAGCCGAUGUACGCCCAAGAUUUUGUUGAUGUUUAUUCCAGCAGAGCUGACUUGUCGGUAGAAGACGUGAAAUGGGAGGAACUUGUAAGUAGCAGCUUGGUAAAACUUCCAGACUGUCACUAUCAAAUAGAUUUGCCUCUUAGAGAGAAUGCCUAUACUUUCCUGAUAAUAGAAAUCAGGCACUGUCUAGAUUUGCAUCUCUAGAGAGACGAUUUAAACGUGACUCUAUUUUUUUAAGACUAUGAGAGUUCAGUCAAAGGAGUAUAGAAGUCGAAAUGCAAAAGAACAAGCUGUGGUGAAAAUAGUUGAAGUUUUAAAAAACUAUUUUGUACAAGUCACCAUUGACGAGGUUCACAAGAAAAUUCAUACGGUGCGUUCGCAAUUCCACCGUGAAACGAAUUUCAUUGCAAAUGAAUUACAUUGCAUGUAAAUUCCAUCUCAAUUCUAUCAUCCUGGUUCUGGAUGAGUGGCAUUAUUUUCUUUUGCAGACUGUCAGAUAAGUCCACUGGCAGUCUAGUAUAAUUUUGAAAGUCUGAUGCAUUCGCAACUGAUAAUUAUUUUUAAAUAUAAUUGUGUAAAUCUUAACAGCAGCACACACGAGAACAAUGGCCCAGAGCUCAAAUUCGGUUAUAUCCAUUUCCACUGACGUCUUAUUAGCUGGCAUCUAAUCUUCAAAGCGCGUGGUCUCGAGUUACCGCGUACAAAAUUAAGUGUGAACGGUUGUGGGCGGUGAGGUGCUGCAGCAAGCGCCUCACCGCCCAUGUCGUUGCCCCUAGUGUAAACGGUCCUUUAGAGUGAGUAAAGUCAUGAUAUGUUGGACGACGUGUGUGCUUUAGAAAGCGGUAUCUUGGUCAGAAUGCUUGGAAUGUUUUCAUACAGUAUCGGAACUAAUCAUUAAAAUAAGCUGUAGAAAUUGUUUUCAUUUCAACAUUUGUGCCAAAUAUUCAAAUUUGUUAUGUAUUUUUAUCUGAUUCGGAUCUGUCAUUGAGGAAUUAGAAUCGAAAAGAGAUGUAAAAAAUUAAAAAAUGAUUUAUGUAUUCUUAUAAAGAAAGGGUAGAUAAUUUGUAUUGCCUACAGUUCGUUGUCCCAAGUUAGAGUCGGAUGAAAAUAUUUGAGUUUUAAUCUCUGCUCAAAUUAUAUUCAUGUCAGAGAAAAAGUAGAAUGUUAGUGCGAUGGAAGAUUCAAAUAGAUGGGAAGAAAGGAAAUGUCGAGCAACUUCGUCUUUUCUUGAUUUAAAUACAUGUUGAGGCAAAUAAUACUAAUGAAAUGCAUAAUUAAUUUUAAGCUUUUUCAUUAUAUACGUACUAAUGAUAUUGGAUCAGGCUGUUAUUGUUAUUUUUCGCGGAUUGUGGUGUACAUCGUUAUUUACGUUGUUUUACGAUAUACGGCAUAGUUUCUAUGGUGAUCAUAUACAGGUUGUUUUUAUUGUUGCGUUCAAUGAGUUAGAGUGCAGUGUAUCAUUUCACUAUACUGUGUUUCGCGAAUGCGCUUUUAAUCCAAAUUUGUACUCGAUCUCAUUGUUUAAUGUGGCUUUAUAUUAUCGGGCUGACCUUUGUAACCUUAACCAACCCUGUGAACUGAUACAUUCCCGCUCUGCAACAUCAACCCGCCAUCACAGAACUGUUCACCGUGCUCACUGUACUUUACCUCACUCAUAUUUAGCGGAACUAACUGAAUCUGCUGCUCUGUUAUGUCCGCACCAGGUAUCACACUUCCUGUAUUCCAUUCAAUACAUUCUACUAAAAUUUACUCGUCGAUGAACGAUUUCUCUACUAGCGCACUCGUUGGCAGCUCUGCUUCCCCUACUCGAAUUACGAUUAUCCGAUUGUUAUCAGAAGUUCUUCAUAUUGUGAUAAUCCGACUGAUUAGUGUGGCCAAACCCUGUUCUGCAGUGUUGUUUACUUGUUACCCUUUGUAUGUAAUAUGAGGUAGAUAUAAAGGUUAUGUAAAUGUUACUAUUUUUAUUUGUUAAUUUUAUAUUGUGAAGAUGUUAUGUAUUUUGUCUGUUGAUACCUUUUUUCGGUCAUUGAUUAUGUGGGAAGUUAUAUCAUUUAAAUUGAAUAAUAGAUAUGGGAAUUUCAAGUUGCAUUGAUUCUUCGAUCUUUACCUUAUACGUAGUCAUGUAUGUUUGGAUUAUUAAAAUAUAUAUUUUAAUGUCGCAAUUAUACUCUAUCCUCGUCUUCAGUCAGUGUCGAGAUGCGCAAUCCCCAGGGCAAUCAUUCGAAAUAUAUUCAACUUUGAGGCCGUAUGGCAUCUUGGAUUUUUCGGUUACCUGCAAUUGAAAACGCAAGUUUGUUGGAUGUCAAAUAUAGAGCUAACUGCAGUG